GGAUAGUUUCUUUGUGUAGGCAGCAACGUGAGGAAAACAAACGUACCCGGGAACACGGUGCAGGGCGAGGAGACGGAACGAGGUCGGCACAUGAAGUUAGCAGACAGUUAGCAUGGACUCUACAGGACAAUAUUCCUAACCUGGAGGAAUUCUUUCCAUCUGUGGACACUUCCGGACUAGAGGAAUAUUAAUAAGACAGGAAAGGACGGGGACUGAAGGUUUAGGACAGCCUCCAGCUCAUCUGUGGGACGAGACCCUUCUGACUUCAGGACGUCCGUCUGGAAUUAGUUCCCCCUGAAGAACAAGAAUGAGUUCUCCACAAAAGAAACGGAGAGGACAGAGACCCAAACAUCACCACUGUCAAUACUGUGACAAAUCUUUCACAACAUCUGGAUAUUUAAACAUUCAUCAGAGAGUUCACACUGGACAGAAUCUACACAGCUGUGAUCAAUGUGGGGCAGCUUUCACACUACAGAGUACCCUAAAAAGCCAUCAACGCCUUCACACUGGACACAAUCUACACAGCUGUGAUCAAUGUGGGGCAGCUUUCACACUACAGAGUAACCUAAAAAGACAUCAACGUAUUCACACUGGAGAGAAGCCGUACACGUGUGAUCAAUGUGGUGCAGCUUUCACACAUCAGAGUGACCUAAUAAAACAUCAACGCUUUCACACUGGACAGAAUCUUCACAGCUGUGAUCAAUGUGGGGCAGCUUUCACACACCAGAGUAACCUAAAAAUACAUCAACACAUUCACACUGGAGAGAGGCCGUACAGCUGUGAUCAAUGUGGCGCAGCUUUCAUACAACAGGGGAACCUAAAAAUACAUCAACGCGUUCACACUGGAGAGAAGCCGUACAGCUGUGAUCAAUGUGGGGCAGCUUUCACACACCAGAGUACCCUAAAAACACAUCAACACAUUCACACUGGAGAGAAGCCGUACAGCUGUGAUUUAUGUGGUAAAACCUUUUCUCGGAGUGAUAGCCUAAAAAGCCACCAGCGCAUUCACACUGGAGAGAAGCCGUUCAAGUGUGAGCAAUGUGGGGAAACUUUUUCUUGGAGUAGUCACCUUAAAUAUCACCACCAGCGCAUUCACACUGCCUCGUUGUGAACAUGUUUCCGAGCCAAGCUGUUUCCUCCUGCCUCCUCCUCAUGCCCUGAUAGCUGUGUUGUUAUAUUCUGA
Molecule: messenger RNA, 1183 nt
Organism: Perca flavescens (yellow perch)
Lineage: Eukaryota; Metazoa; Chordata; Actinopteri; Perciformes; Percidae
Product: zinc finger protein 239-like
Exons: 3
Coding region: 308-1111 (267 amino acids)
Biological process (GO): regulation of cytokine production; negative regulation of transcription by RNA polymerase II; regulation of immune system process
Cellular component (GO): nucleoplasm
Molecular function (GO): DNA-binding transcription repressor activity, RNA polymerase II-specific; RNA polymerase II cis-regulatory region sequence-specific DNA binding
Source: RefSeq, a predicted model, not a curated record